AUGCUGUUUCUCUUUGACCUUGGCUCGCCCGGCGUCUUCCCAACCUCCGCACUUUGUGUUUUCCUCAUCCACACACGAGUCUUCACCAAAGACGGCUGCCACGUCAUGACACGCCUUAGUGACAUCACGUACUCACAAGAGGCCACGGUCGAGGCCGUGCGUGACUACUAUACCUUUCUAACCAGAAUGUAUCUCGACGACCACCUCGUCAAGGAACCGCCCGAGGGUGGCUGGCCAGGCAUCACGGCCGAAAGCAUGCGGGGCCUUGGCAAGACGGACCAAGUCAUCUCACUCCUUCGCCAUCUCCCUUACAUCGACUCUCCCGGCUACGACGGUGGCCCCAACGCGCUCCCCAACUGUACAUUUGCCGACUGGCACCGUCGAGCGGAGGAAGACGCUUUCCUUGUUGGCUCCGCCGACGCUGCUUGCGCCAGAUCGUGCUCCGAGGGCGCCGGCAUCUGCGAGGCCGUGCCUCCUCACGUUGUCGGUCUUACCUGGGACAGUGAAGAUCGGUACCCCUUCUUGCUCGACACCAAGCUUGGGGUCAUAUACUGGGUCGAUUGCGACUACGACUUGAGGCGCAAUUCAUGCCGAGAGCGUGUUUGGGAUUGUGCCUACGACUAUGCUCCUGAAAAGGAGGCCGACGCGUUCCGUGGCGACUCUGGCACGUGGGCUGUUGGGGAUUUCUUCGAGGUUCUCAAGGAACAGUACCGGAAGCUGAGAUUUCUUCCGCGGAACUCGACGAGGGUGUGCGAUGUAAAGGACGGAGAGUACCCGGAUGAAGAAGGCAGGAAUGAGCUCAUAGCUAGCAUAUAUCGCCGGCACGGAUGGCCCGAUCUGCAGAUCUACCGCAAGGAUACUUGUCUGGAGGCUAUUCGUCGCGCGUUGGCGGAGCAUAACUACUCCGACGAUAGGUUUUAG
Messenger RNA from Metarhizium album ARSEF 1941, 921 nucleotides. RefSeq lists its product as uncharacterized. Lineage: Eukaryota; Fungi; Ascomycota; Sordariomycetes; Hypocreales; Clavicipitaceae. Bases 1 to 921 code for a protein of 306 amino acids. The transcript has a single exon. The record is from RefSeq and is a predicted model, not a curated record.